Dicentrarchus labrax (European seabass) is the source of this 8521-nucleotide messenger RNA. Its product is annotated as mitogen-activated protein kinase kinase kinase kinase 3. Gene Ontology annotation, molecular function: MAP kinase kinase kinase kinase activity; ATP binding. The coding region runs from base 149 to 3133 and encodes 994 amino acids. Lineage: Eukaryota; Metazoa; Chordata; Actinopteri; Moronidae. Gene Ontology annotation, biological process: protein phosphorylation. The record is from RefSeq and is a predicted model, not a curated record. The transcript is spliced from 35 exons.
GCCCAUUGCGCAGUGGAAGCCAUGUUGGAGCUACAUUGGAUUCGGGCUGGGAUUUUUUGACGCCGUAUGUUUUUCUUAAAAUAUCUGUUUUCAUACAUUGUUGGGGUUCGUCAACCGUGCGCGAUCGGCGCCGUAAUCGGCAGUGGAAAUGAUGAACUCCAGUGUCGACCUGUCCCGGCGGAAUCCGCAGGAGGAUUUCGAGCUGAUCCAGAGGAUAGGAAGCGGCACAUACGGAGAUGUGUACAAGGCUCGUAAUGUAAACACAGGAGAGCUGGCUGCUAUCAAAGUCAUCAAACUGGAACCGGGUGAGGACUUUGCUGUCGUCCAGCAGGAGAUUAUAAUGAUGAAGGACUGUAAACACUCCAACAUCGUAGCCUAUUUUGGCAGCUAUCUCCGGAGAGAUAAGUUAUGGAUCAGUAUGGAAUACUGUGGAGGAGGUUCCCUGCAAGAUAUCUAUCACAUAACCGGGCCUUUGUCAGAGUCACAGAUAGCCUACAUGUCACGGGAGACCCUGCAGGGUUUAUACUACCUACACAAUAAAGGCAAAAUGCACAGAGACAUCAAGGGAGCCAACAUUCUCCUGACAGACAACGGCUAUAUUAAACUAGCUGACUUUGGCGUAUCGGCCCAGAUCACAGCAACUCUAGCCAAGAGGAAGUCGUUCAUUGGGACUCCGUACUGGAUGGCUCCAGAAGUAGCAGCAGUAGAGAGGAAAGGAGGUUACAACCAGCUGUGUGAUAUCUGGGCUGUGGGCAUUACUGCAAUAGAGCUGGCUGAACUACAGCCACCCAUGUUUGACCUGCACCCCAUGAGGGCUCUCUUCUUAAUGACCAAGAGUAAUUUCCAGCCUCCUAAGUUGAAAGAUAAACUCAAGUGGACGAACAACUUCCACCAUUUUGUCAAACUGGCCCUGACCAAGAACCCAAAGAAGAGGCCCACAGCUGAGAAACUGCUGCAGCACCCUUUUGUGUCCCAGCCUCUCAGCAGGACGCUGGCAAUAGAGCUGCUGGACAAAGCCAACAACCCCGACCACAGCACCUACAAUGACUUCGAUGACGACGAUCCUGAACCAGAGUCACCGGUCUCUGUUCCUCAUCGUAUUCGUUCCACCAGCCGGAGCGCCAGGGAGGGAAAGACGCUGUCGGAGAUAAACUUUGGUCAGGUGAAGUUUGAUCCUCCAUUGAGAAAGGAGACAGAACCUCAUCACGAACCGUGUGAAUCUGAGCCCUAUCUGGACUGUGUUGAGGAGCUCUACUAUACCGCAAGAUCUAAUCUGGACUUGCAGUUGGAGUAUGGGCACGAUUCACCAAGUCUACUGGGAGGAAACAAAAGUCUUCUGAAAUCUGUGGAGGAGGAGUUACAGCAGAGGGGCCAUGUGGCACACUUAGGGGAUGAUGAGGAUGAGGAUGAUGAUGGUGCAGAUGAUGAUGAAACUCACACUCAUAAAUCAAGCACUAUCAUGAGGCCAAAGGUCCCACCUCCUCUUCCUCCCAAGCCCAAGUCCAUCUGCGCGUCCCAGCAGCAGCAGCAACAAAAACACGACGAUAGCCAAUCACACAGCGAGGAUGACGGCGGAGGGGGAGGGACCAUCAAACGCUGUCCAGUGCCAGAGACGCCGAGCCCGGCCAAGCCCGCCUCCAACGUCCCCCCGCGGCCCCCGCCCCCGAAGCUGCCGCCCCACCGCCGCAGUAGCCUAGGUAACGAGAGCCCCAAGCGCACGGACGUCGAAAACUCUGCCGCAGAGGAUGAUGGGAGUUUUAGGCAUUUCUGGGAAUGGCUCCACACGCCUCACACAGAGGAGGAGCUGGAGGAGGCAUGGGAGGUGCUGAAGGAGGUGAAAGAGGAGCAGGAAAAAGAGGAGAUAAAGGAAGAGAGUAAUGGGUUGAACUCUCCACACAGUGGAGACAGAGACAGUCCAGCAGACAGACAGUCCACUAUGCCCCCUUGUGUCCCCAUACGGAAAGACAAGAAGGAUGUUCCGAAGCCAAUCAGUAAUGGCCUCCCUCCUACACCCAAAGUCCAUAUGGGUGCGUGUUUCUCUAAGGUGUUCAAUGGCUGUCCUUUGAAGAUCCACUGUGCCACUUCCUGGAUCAACCCUGACACCAGAGACCAGUAUUUGAUAUUCGGAGCUGAAGAGGGAAUCUACACGUUAAACCUCAAUGAACUGCAUGAGACCUCGAUGGAACAGCUCUUUCCCCGGAGGUGUACCUGGCUAUAUGUCAUGAACAAUUGUCUUCUUUCCAUAUCUGGAAAAGCCUCGCAGCUGUACUCCCAUAGUCUGAGCGGUCUGUUCGAACAGGCCAGACAGUUACAGAAGUUACCAGUAGCCAUUCCCACACACAAACUGCCUGAUAAGAUGAUUCCCAGGAAGUUUGCGGUGUCCAAUAAAAUUCCAGACACUAAAGGGUGCCAAAAGUGCUGCGUAGUUCGUAACCCGUACACAGGCCAUAAGUACCUGUGUGGAGCCUUUCAGUCUAGCGUCAUGCUGUUGGAGUGGGUGGAGUCCAUGCAGAAGUUUAUGCUCAUCAAGAACAUCGACUUCCCGUUGCCGUGUCCAUUGGAGGUCUUUGAGAUGUUGGUGGUCCCGGAGCAGACCUACCCUCUGAUCUGUGUAGCAGUCAGUAAAGGCACCGAACUCAACCAGGUGGUCCGGUUCGGCACCGUCAACCCCAACUCUACCUCCUCUUGGUUCACGGAAGCAGACACACCCCAGACGUGUGUGAUCCACGUCACUCAGCUAGAGAGAGACACUAUCCUAGUCUGCCUCGACAGGUGUAUAAAGAUCGUGAACCUCCAGGGAAGGUUGAAAUCCAGCAGGAAGUUGUCAGCCGAGCUCACCUUCAAUUUCCAGAUCGAAUCCACAGUUUGUCUCCAAGACAGUGUUCUGGCCUUCUGGAGGCACGGCAUGCAGGGACGGAGUUUCAAGACCAAUGAGAUCACCCAGGAGAUCUCUGACAGCACACGCAUCUUCAGACUACUGGGAUCAGACAGACGUGCCGACUGUAGAGAUCCAGAGGCUGAGGACAGAGGCCUCGCUCUGCGCAGGGUGGUGGUGCUGGAAAGCAGGCCUACUGACAACCCUACAGCCCACAGCAAUCUCUACAUCCUGGCAGGCCAUGAAAACAGCUACUGAGAGACAUACACACACACACACACACACACACACACACACACACACAAACAUAUUCACACAUAAACACACUCUCUGAACAGCCUACCACUAAUGCAAACAAGGGAGUGAGCAGCCUGGAGACACACUCAGCCCAACCCUACUGCUAACCCACCCAACCUCCUGUCGGCCGUGUAACUGGGAGAUGAGCCGUUUGUGGGUGCAGGUGUGGAUUCCCAGUCGCAGACAAUAAAAAUGCACCGCAGUGUUACAUGUGUAUUAGUUUAGCGUGUUGUAGUAGGGCAGCGGGUUGCGGACCGAGGGGUUUAAAGUGCUGGUCUGAGGCCAGUUUGGGUUGAGAUAGUCGGGGAAUCGCGCGACUUGUACCUUCAGAACCCUUCCUAAUUACCAUUCCCCCCCCCCGCAUACUGGGAAAACAAUAUCCAGCACAGAAGUCUGACUUCAACACUACUUCUACUACUAGUUCUACACAUACUACUACUGCUACUGCUACUUGCGCUAAAGCUUCACAGAAGAGCCAUCUUGCACAGAAAACCUUUCUCUCUUUCAUCAUCCUUUCCUCUUUCCUUUUCUCCCCCCCCCUUUUUUUUUUAACUACACCUUUAUUUAUUGUGGCAUGAUGUAACUUUAACAACCAGGAUGGCUUUCCUAUUUUAUUUGUUUAUUUUUUUUAAAGGAUUUAAAAAAAAAAAUAGAAAACAGACUAAAAAGCUUCGCCACCUCUGCUAGCAUUGAAUUCCUAUACCUGUCACCACACCACACAAGUGCUUAAUUGACCUCUAUUUAAUUGUUGUAAAUAUAAAUGUAGUAUUUUUUUGACAGAGACGAACACUAAAAGACUGGUCAUGUAGAUAGGCGUGUGUAUAGUUGCUCUGUACAACUGUGGAGACGAACAGAGAGACGGACAGGCAUGUAGGAGCAACGGGGCAGUAAACUCACCUACUAGUUCCCUGAUUGUGUGACGAGGGUCAGGAAACAAAGACUCCUGCAGUCUCCUCAGGUGGACAGCUUUAGUAAUCAGAUAUUACUCUAAUAACAAUCUGGAGCUCAGGAUUGGACUGAGCAAACACAGGAAGCAGCACUGAUUGGUAAUUUAAUUUUGCAUGCAUCACCAUCAAAACUUCCUGCCUGUUUGCACCAUAGCAACUGUCGUCAGGGCAGCAGACCUUACAAGUUCUGACAUCAUCAUUUUAAUUUUUUUUAACGCUAUUUUAAUCAGAAAGCUUCUUUUUUUUUUUGAACCACUGGUGUUAAAAAUUUGCACAGAGAAAAAGGUAUUUGACAAACAAAUGUGAUGUCAUUAUAAUAUAUGACCUUGUGUGUAUGCACAGUGUGUGUAUGUGUAUGUGUGUGUGUGUGUGUGUGUGUGUGUGUGUGUGUGUGUAUGUAUGUGUGUGCGUAGACAUAGAUUAUGCAUAUACAAGUGCGUCAUGUACAGAUCUGGUCUUUAACAAGUGACGGUUGUGAUUCAGCCCGAGGCCACUUUAAAAGGGCACCGACAGAUAUAAAAAAAAAAACAAGACAAAAGCUGGAUUUACACAGAAGGAAAAAUCAAUUUAUUUAUGCAGUAGACAUGGUAUAUUAGCCGUUAGCCAUCAUUUCUAGCGUUAUAUUGAACUUCUAUGGAAUUGCACAUGUGUGAAGUUCAAAGAGUUUGUUAAAACCGUUAAAAACAUAAAAUUACUGAAAUGGUUUGAUACAUUUUAAUAUGAAUGAUCUGGAACAAUUUGAAUCACAAGUGGUAGAAAACCCCUCCCGUAUGGUACUCAAAACAAACACAAAAGAAUUGUUUUAAAGUGCAGCUUGAAAAGUAUCUAUCAAGCUAGUACACGAUCACAAUAAAACUUAUUCACUGUGUGGAAUAAAAUUAAGAGCUAAAGGUCCGACUCCCAUUCUUAGCUAGCUUCUGUUCUACUGGCCUCUAAAACAAAAUGGAUAAAACAAGAUGCUGGGUUGAUAGGUGCAUACUAUUACUAUGCUGGACACACUGAACACAUUUCUAAUGUUCUGUAUGUAUUGAAUACAUAAAAUAACCCAAAGGUUUUGUUAACAUUAAGCAUACCUCGAGUGAAAAGUGCUGUCACAGUUGUUCAACACUAACAAAAUAACCUGUUUUAUCUUUAAAAUAAUGAGGUGCUCAAGUUUUGUUAUCUAGAUCAUAAACCUAAUUAUGUGUUUCAGCUUUUUUUUUUAAUGAAUGCUACUAGAACAGAAGCUAGACCAGUAGUGGGGCGGGAAAUUACAUUUCUGUGUAAGUCCAAAUGUCAUUUAAGUCAUAUUUGGAGAACAUCAGCCUUCAUUGCUGUGACUUUUUUUAAAGGCCGACAUCUGUACGAGAGAUCACACUACAUGCGUGUAGAUUGUACACUGUGUGAUGUGUUGGAGAGUCAACAUGUGGCAGUACACUACCAGUCUUUACAAGCUGUGACACUAGAGGUUGCUUCAGAAAACGUGAACACUAGUUUAGCUGAACCUUACUGAGACACUAUCACUAAGCCAGAGUUGUUACAGAGCUGAAACGUUUGGGGUUUCCUUUUCAAGGGGACCGGUUUCCAGAAGUCCGUUUCUUAUUUUCUCCCCAGAAAGACACAUAUACAUUUAUGACUGAACCAACCAGCUACGAGAGUAACACAACGAUAAAGUUAAUGAACUGCUCUUUCCAUGCAGCAUUGGGUGACUUCAUAAGAUCAGUAAUUUAACCUAAAUAUCAUUAAUAUGAAAGAGAAGUGAUUAUCAAUAUUGUAACAGUAAUGUGGUGUUUUAUAAGAAUUUGGUAACAACCUGAUUUAUGAUGGACAAAAACUGCUGCCAUCUAGUGACCCCUACCCCUAACCCAAAGUGAUCCAACACUGGACUAUAAUGCAGUGUUAUGUAUACAUACUGAAGAUCAUACUAAUGCAUCAUCAGCCUGUAACAAUAAAGCUGAGGUCCAAAUGACACAAUAGGAACAGGAACCAUUACACUAUUGUCCUUUUUACAAUGUUAAGUCUAGCUAAAUGGAACAAUUAUUAUUGGAUGACAACAUUUCAGCUCUGUAUAUAGGCACUGUCACUGAAAAUGUGGUUGCAAAAGGGACGUCGCCCUGUUAGGGGACAAUUUAAGCAAAGAAUGUAACGGCUUUCUGUUCCUCCUUGAUCUCUUAUCACCCCUUUGAUUACCCAUCCACUUCCACCUUCAACAGAAAGUCGAUUUGUCAUAAACUCAACAUUUUUUUUGUCACUGUACCAUCAUGGCAGCAUGUCCCUCCUCCAAACAUUCAGCGGUCGGAGUCACACCAAUGCCCCUGUACACUAUUUCACAAUAUUUUAAUGCAUUAUUCGUGGACGAACAGACAUAAACUUUUACUUGAUUCCAGCUCCUGAUGCUUUAUUGCGCUGUUGUGGUGAAAUAUCUAAAUUUAGCAUAGUCUAGUUAAGUGUAGAGAGCUUGAAUCCACUUUGAGGAUAUAAAUUAUUCAUCUACUUCUUUCGCCUGUGCACACUUGUAUAAAAUGCCCACAAAGUGUUGCUUUGCACCUGGAAUACAAAUGGCAGAAAUAUGAAAUAUUUCAAGACUUAACAACUACACUUAAUUGCCAUGUAGUAAGUUUGGUGUGUCCCUGAUGCGGUGCCCUUCGUAGGGCUCUAAUGUCUGUAAUUUAACCACAAAUCAGCCAUAAAAGAAAUAAAUAUCAUAUCAGUUUAACUCUGCUCUCAACAGAUGGGUUUGAUCCACUUUCAGGGCCAGACAUUUGCUCAAACCAGAAAUGAAACUGCUUAAAACUGCAAUUUGUGACCUUUUACCGUUUCACAGUUUAUAUGUUUGAACCAGGAACUUUUCUCUCAAAAAGCUUUUACAAUCAAAAGCAUUAAAAUGCAUUAGCACUGUUUGGAAUUGCCUUGGAAGUGAAUCAAUACCCCAGAUGAGCUCUUUAGCCACGAUCAUACUAAUACAUGCGCUUCUAGCCAACACCUAUUAAUCAAGACGUGUCAUAGUUUCAGGGCUGCAACCAAGUUUUAUUCACACAGGUUAUUUAGCAAAAAUAUUUUCCUUUUAUUCAGUGUUGUUAAAUGUGAGUUCUCGGAGUGUACUAAAUAGCCUCACACUGACAUCAUCAGCCAUUAAAGCUAAUUAAUCACUUCAUAUUUAGGCUCAUUUCAUUCGAUUUGAUUGAUUCCUUACUAUUCGAUUUAAAAUAUCAUUGAAUGUCAGCAGCCCUGCGUAACAUCAUAUAUUUGGAAAAAAUGUAUCACCUAUUCCUUCACAUAAGGGUUCGGUUGAUGUCAAAAAACAUAUAUUUUACAUUUUUAUUAAAAUGCCAAAAUAUGUUUCAGUUUUUAUGGCCAAAUUUAGUCUACCUCGUGGUAUGUCCUACAUGACAAAAACAAUAUGUCUGAUUCAAAAGACAGCCAUCAACAGCAUAUAAGGUUAGUGUUCAAACAAAACGUGUUCUCUCUGAGUCUCUAAAAUGUCUUUGUCUUCUCAGUGGACGUAUGUAAAUGAACAAAAGUUGAGAAAUAGAAGUUACUAAAAAGCUGACAAAGUGAAUGAGAGAUUCCAAUGAAGAUCUUUUUUUUUUUUUUUAAGGUUUUCUUUGUUUCCUAAAAUCCCCAAUUUCUUUGAAUUUAUUUAGAAUUUUGAGAUCUCAAGCCUAAGAAGAAAAGAAAAAAAACUCAUCCUGUAUCAUAGCCGCACAUCUAAAGUCUUGGCAUUCAUUUAGUCGAAACAGACCAGUCCUAAAAUCUCAUACCAUUUUUUUUCUGUGGGGUUCAUAACUUUUAAUUUUGGUGAAACUGUCCCUUUUUCCGAACAAUAACACAAGUUUCUGUGUGGUUGAAUGAUGCUUUGAUGAUAAAUUCUGCUGUCAUAGAUACAAGCUUGAUCUAUAAUCCCCUAAAGCUGGUGCCAACAAGGCCUUCCGUUGUGGGUUUUUGCUGAAAUGUUUGUGUUUUAUAACGUCAACUACUCAUGGGUCAAAUCACGUGUGAAAAUAAUUAUUUUUAAAUGAUGUGAGCACCAGAUAUGUGGAUUAUCUGAAUAAGACAGUCACAGAAAAUAAUACUCAAUUGGCAUUAAGAUCAUUUUCCUGGGAUUGCCUGUUCUUUUUGGCAUCAUGUGGUAAUCCCCAUCUAUCUGGUGCUCCAAGCUAAUUAAAGUAGAUACAGAUGAGUUACUGUUUGAUCCCAGGACUCUUCCCAAUAUAAAACAAAACACAAUAAGUCUCCUCUGUUCUGUCAUUAUUACAUCACCUUUGUCUUUUGUUUUCAUAAUGCAAUGCACACGUUAUGAAAUGUAUAUAGUGUAAAAUAAAAAUGGGUUUGUUUUACAUACUGUAUAAUUGCCUAUAUUUUGGUUCAGAAGUGUAACAGAUUUAUGAGAUGACAGGUUAACACAUUAAAAAGAAGGAACUGA